GAAUCUUUGUCGAUCGUAAAAGCAGUUCACAAUUAAUAGUGGGCCAUACUCCGCAUUUUGAUCAGCUGUUUUGUCCCUUGAAGACCGCGCUAUUGGGCUUAAUAUGCAGACUUCAAUUCCUUGGAGAACAUUAUAGCAACUUCGUAUAUAUCACAAUGGCAACAGGAAAGCGAUCUGGUGGAUUAAAUUUUCAUCAACAUUUGGUGACUAUUGCUGUGUCUUUUGGAUCCCUGACAUAUGGCUAUUCAUCCUCGAUUAUCGGAAGCACAAUAGGGCAACCUGGGUGGUAUUCCUUCUUCAACCUGCCCAGCGAAGGACAGCCUGGCUACGGGACCACGACCACCAAUGCAAUUGCAACGGCAAAUGGGCUAUACAGUGCCGGUGGUGCCGUCGGUAGUAUCUUCAUCAUGUGGUCUGCUAGUGCUAUUGGACGUAAAAGAAAUAUUCAACUAGGUUCUCUUCUGGUUUUGCUGGGAGGGGCUCUACAGGCUGGAGCUGCCAACCUAAACAUGUUUCAAGCUGGCCGCUUUAUAGCAGGACUUGGUGUCGGAAUUCUCGUCACCAUAUGUCCAAUGUAUCUAUCUGAAAUAUCUCCUCCACAAAACCGGGGGUUCCUAGUUGGACAUCAUGCUAUUUUCCUUGUAUUUGGGUACAUGCUUAGUGCUUGGCUUGGCUUUGCUUGCUACUUUGCAACGGAGAAAAAUCCUUCAUUUGCAUGGCGAUUUCCUUUGAGCAUGCAGUGUUUCGGUCCCUUUGUAUUGUUCCUAUCGUCCAUUUUCAUUACAGACUCAUCUCGCUGGCUCCUCCAGCAAGGGAAACCAGAGGAAGCUUGGUCGGUGUUGAAAAAAGUAAGAUCAGAUCCAGACGAUCCAGACGAUCUCGCCAUCAGAGAAGAGAUGUACCAAAUAAAGCAACAGUUAGCUCUUGAGCAAGCAAAACUUCAAGCCGCAGGAUGCGGCCCGUGGACUGCCGUUAUCAAGAAGAGCAGCUACCGAAAACGAAUGAUCAUCGGCUUUUUGACUCAGUGGGGAGCUGAGUUUGGUGGGCCUCUUGUCAUUAAUAAUUAUUUCGUCAUUUUGUGCACAAAUUUGGGUCAGACAGGCUAUAUGCCACUACUUCUUUCCGCGCUUUGGCUUACCACAGCUGGUCUAUUCUAUAACCCCUUUGGAGCUUGGCUUCACGAUCAGGUGAACUCUCGUCGGUGGAUGUUCAUUAUCGGCUUCAUUGGUUGUUUAGUGACAACUUCUGGUCUCGCUGGAUGCAUCGCUCAGUAUUCUGGAACUUCCAACAAGGCUGGAAACGCAGCCGGCCUUUUCUUCAUCUUUCUCUACCUUGCGUUUCAAGGAACUUGUUGUGAUACAACAAUGUAUCUCUAUAUCAGCGAGAUUUUUCCAAUGGAGAUCCGCGGCAUUGGUAUGGGGUUUUCUCUCUUUGGACAAUUUGCAGCAACACUUGUCCUGUUACAAACAGCGCCCAUUGGAAUCCAAAAUGUGGGUUGGAAAUACUACUUAGUCAUUAUAUGUUGGUGCAUCUUCUUCAUACCCGUUGUUUACUUCUUCUGGCCCGAAACAGCACGCCUGUCUCUGGAAGAAAUCGCCUCUCAAUUUGGCGACGACGUUGCGGUCCAAAUUCAUGGACUUCCAGAGGACCAGCGUCGGGAGUUGGACGAAUUCCUUAGAGAAAAGGAUAUAACCCACAUAGAAGAAGUCGUCCAGCCAUAA
This is a messenger RNA of Talaromyces proteolyticus, 1721 nucleotides long. Its product is annotated as putative MFS sugar transporter. Lineage: Eukaryota; Fungi; Ascomycota; Eurotiomycetes; Eurotiales; Trichocomaceae. The coding region runs from base 156 to 1721 and encodes 521 amino acids. The record is from RefSeq and is a predicted model, not a curated record. Gene Ontology annotation, molecular function: carbohydrate:proton symporter activity. Gene Ontology annotation, biological process: carbohydrate transport; transmembrane transport. The transcript is spliced from 6 exons. Gene Ontology annotation, cellular component: membrane.